This is a messenger RNA of Amoebophrya sp. A120, 2808 nucleotides long. The record is from the annotation of a GenBank genome assembly. NCBI's taxonomy places the organism in Eukaryota, Dinophyceae, Syndiniales, Amoebophryaceae.
GCCGAAAGACCACGUCGUCAAAUAUUCCUCUGUCGUUUUGUCGUUUUGGAGAACCAUAGUAGCGCCUUGCUUCAUAUUCACCUCUAUGUUGCUCGAACGCACUAUAACACUUUUCUUCCUCUAAGGGACCACUUAGAGCCACGACUGCAGCUCGAUCCAGCAAUGCCACUCGCUGGAAUGGCUAACAUGGCGAAGGAAAAAACACGAAAAUGAAGAGAGUUGACUGCCCAAGCGGCACAAACUAGUUUGGUUUGUCUUGUGCUGCACCGCAGAAGAUCCUGUGCGCACACGGGAGGUGAAAGACAAUGCGUCGGUGGUCGGAAGCGCACCCUCCCCCGGGAGGUCGGUCGUCGUGCGCCACCUUCUGUCUCUACCGCCUCGUAUUUUCGCAGCCAAUCGCCUUUCUAUUGCUGCAAUGGAACUCCUUUCUCUUACCAACAGUGUCCGCUUUGUCGACGUCGAUUUCGUCUCUCGUUUCGCUCGGAGAAAAUGAAGAAACCGACGCGGUCAACGACAAGCCAUUCUGCGUGGCAGCGAAUCCGGUGAAUGGGCGGGACUUGUAUCGGUUUUUGCUGGUCUCCGACUACAGCGGAGUUUCUUACUUUCAGGUGGAUCCGAAGCAGUCGGAGGCAAUCACGGACGGGGAUAAUAAGGUAGACCGUCUAGUAAGUAGUACAACAGGUCGUUAUGGUUGCAAAUAAUCCAAUGAGAAUGAUCACAACGACUCCGUCGUCGAUUAUGUCACUGACCUUCGAAAGAGAGCACGAGUGAUUGAUGGUGCUGCAAUCUAUGUAUCCGUAUCGAUCUCCACUAUUUCAGCACGCCCUGAUCCACGGGUCGCCGGCGGUUCCGGGAGGGUACUCUUCGUCCAUUGCCGUGUGCUGCAACCAACUCUACGUGGCCGUGGUUCCGCCAACCCCCGACGACCCCACCGCGACCGCUUCUGUGCUGCGGGAGAAGCCGAAGAUUCUCCAGUUCUCGCUGGUGGUGCAGGCGGACGAGGACAGCGCGGCUGCGGGAAGCCCGACGGCCGGCCAGCUCGGCCGCCUGUCGGUACUGGACGAGGAGCCCCGGGUGGUUAUCCUGAGGAAAAACGUGUCUGAACCAGACUUGUCAUGCAGACUUUCAACUGCAGGAGCAUUUCUGAUGCGCAUCUGUAUGAAAAGCGUUCCUAAUCGUCAGCUGGAGAAAGCAGAAAUUCGAACGUGACUUCGGGACGGAGGUGACAUUUUUCACACAGGAUAGCGUUGAUGGAAGGCAAACAGAUCCUGGAUAUGAAUUGCAACCCGGCGUCGGGAGAUCUGUUCAUCGGUGUGCCGGAGAACGCCGCGGAGGGGAAGAUUUUGAAGUACAGUGGCAGGGAUUUGUCUAAACUAGCACUGAAGGAAUUCCGCUCCUUCGAGAAACUGCCCGUGAACGAAAUUCCGCUGCCAAUAUGACACGGAGCAACUUUCCUUCCCUUUUAUGCAAAAGCUGCAUGCUCGCCGACGCUUCUAUUGCUGUUGAUGCUUAACAAGCGAAGGGGAGGGGACGUUGUGCACUGUGAUUCUCCACGCACGGGUUGCCGAACGCCGUUUCCGCCGACGAUCUGGAUGUGUACGUACUGAAUUCGCACAGCGCAGCGGUAUGAGAGUGCAGGAUUUUUUUCCCUCAUACAUGAUUUGUUCUGCGAACUAGAACAUGAACUCUUUCAUCUUGUCACUACUUCUAUGCAUGACAGGUUCAUGAUCCGGAAGGAGCCGAAACAGCAUGUUGAAUUUUACAUCAAUUUGUCAUGCAAAAACUACAUUUGUGCCGUUGCUUCCAUUGGCGUCCAAAAAUGAGGAACGAAAAGAACUUUUGCCCCCUCACAUCCGACCGGGGACGUCGAGAAGCUUUUGAUCGCCGACGACGGAAGCACGCACGGGUUGCUCCAAACCGUGACCAACAGCGCAUCUUCGUCCGCGGUGGUGUGCAACGACGCCCAGCAGCUCUUGUACCUGGCGCAAAGCUGCCCGGUGACUGCUACAGCUACUGCUGGAAAUAGUGCAGGUGGGAAUGGUGCGGCAGGAGCGGGACAGGUGUCAACAUUAGCUUCUACGUCCAGGACCGGCACCGCUUCCUCCUGCUCCGACGCUCUGUUCGCGAUUCCGAAAUUCCCAAAACCCGUUCCCGAGGCUGUCGCGUCAACCCAUGUGACCCCGGCAUUUCUCGCCGCCCGCGGCGGAAGUACGGCGGAAGCAGCGGUGGGUGGGACAGAAGCUUCGUCUUUAGCUUCCCCGCACGUUGUCCUCCAGGGGUUACGGAACGGGAAGAGCUGUGCCACGGACGGCGAAAGUACCGUGUUUUUGUUGCACCAAACCGGUAGCGGAGACUACGUGCUAUCGCAGAUUGUCCCCGGCCCGAUUGGAGAGGAGGAGAGCGGACCGAGCGACGGGGCCACCGCAGCGACGCUGCAGCCGUUCGCGGAAACCGCUAGUGGGGCCACGGUGGCACUCUUGGAGGAGGCGAGGGACAUUGCGUUUUUGCAGGCACCGGCGGUGUGAGGUGGACGAGGAGGUAGGGGGACAAGCAAGCAACAGUUCCUUGUAAAUGCUCUUGCUGUCACCCGCAUUGGAACCGAUGAAAGUAGGGAAUCUUUGGUCGAGUACUCUUUUCCGCACUGUUAAUCAAGAAGCCUGCCUUUCUUUCUCGAUCUCGUGCUGAUAAGAGUCUGCAGGAAAAAAUCAAGUUGUACUUCUACCCUACGAGCGCGGGUGCUUGUCUUGAAGCAAUGUUCACUCCAGAAGACAUGUUCUAUCAUGACUAGUUCUAUUCGCAAGAUGGUGA